Molecule: messenger RNA, 2454 nt
Organism: Maudiozyma saulgeensis
Lineage: Eukaryota; Fungi; Ascomycota; Saccharomycetes; Saccharomycetales; Saccharomycetaceae
Source: the annotation of a GenBank genome assembly
AUGAGUAUUAAUAAACGGUCCAAACAAGGGAUCGAUAGUCCACCUGUGAAGACAGUGGGGAAUAUCUUUGAUAAAGUUCAACUUACGAAACUAUUGAUUCACACAUUAAAGGAACUAGGUUAUAAUAACGCCGCUGGCGCAUUACAAGAGGAAAGUGGAGGUGUUCAAGUUGAAUCAAAUGUUGUCCAAAGACUAUUUGGUUAUAUUAAACAAGGGAAAUAUGAAGUGAUUAGUUUUGAUCUAUUGAAUAGUUUAUCGUUAAGAGUCACUAAUCAUGAUCCAGCAAACAAUGGAAAUGUGAACAGAAAUUUUAUAGAUAGAAAUACAUCUAUUAAUAUUAAUGAUAUUAUCUCUUCAGAUUUGAAUAUUGCUGCGGUUACUGCAAAUUUUGAUACACAAUACAAAAUGUUUUUUGAUUUUUAUACAAAUACAACCUUCAACACAGUUAGCUUAAAUCGAUUUAGAAAUAUUUUAGAGAUUAUGAUUCUAAUUAAUAAGCAUUUUUUCGUUGAGAUGAUUUAUGAAGUGAAAGAUUUACCUAGUGCAGUACUAUUCUUAAGAAGUAUUAUUAGAAAAUAUUUGACUCUAUGGGAUACUGUCCUGACAGGUUUACAAACAAAUAUAAUUGAUGAAGAUAUUGUCUUCACUCCUGAAAAAGUGUUAAGGGAAUUAUCUUCUAUUUUAACAAUGCCAGAAGUAACAAUCAAGAACAACAAUAGAGAUAACAACAAUGGAAAUACAGGAACAAACCUAUGGACAGGUUCAGUAAGGAGCUCAAGGCAAGAAUUGAUCGAUAAGAUAUCCUUUUAUAUAAACCCUAAUGAUUUGGUUCCACAAGGUAGGCUCAUAGAAUUACUACGACAAGCGAUCAAAUAUCAAAGAUCGUGCAAUUCAUAUAAUAUUUUUGAUGAUGAAAUUGACGUCGACUUUUCACAAGAAGAUCCAGUAAAUUUAUUACAGAAUAACAUUUCUGAUUUUGAACGAAUAAAUUUUGUUGAACAAAAGACAUUGGCAUCAAACAUGGAUGAAAUUUGGUAUCUGGAGUUUUCACCUAAUGGAAAAUAUUUAGCUGCAGCAAUUGCAAACUCAAUCAGUGACCGUAAGGUAAUUGUUUAUGAUGUUGAGAACGAUUUCUCUGUUUUUAAAAUACUGAGAGGAAAUUCACAGUGUAUAUUAUACUUGUCAUUCUCCAAAGAUAGCAAAUACCUUGUAACUUGCCCUUUCAAUGAACACACAAAUAUUUAUGAUAUCACUUCUGAGGGUGAAACUAUUGAACUAAAUGCAGACAAAGGGGAACCUCCUCAAAGUUCAAGAAGGAACUCUUUAGAAAGUGGAAAAAAGGAAAAAACCACCAUAGAAACUCAAAUUAUUGGCCCAUUAGAUUCAUUUUGUAUACCGAACUCAAGCUCAAAGAUACAAGAAAGAUCAGGUAGUAGUAUGCACAGCACAGGGAAUGAAACAUACAACACAAGCUCACCUUAUAGCGAUACCCAAUCACCAUCCUCUGCUCCAGAUUCAACCACAUCUUCUCGUGCUGCAACCGAUAACUUAAUUGAACAAACCGAAAAUUCCUUAAGAUCAUGGUGCUGUGAUUGGUUUCAUACAGAAAAACAUUCUGGAAAAUUGGUAAUUGGAUCGCCUGACCGAGAUGUAGUAAUAUAUGAUACCAACACACGAGCAAUUAUUUAUCGAUUCUCACAAAAUUGGAACCUGCGUUCAAGAAGAGCAAGUACUUCAGUAUAUAGGGGCUCACAUGGUUCAGAUAACAGUAAUCCAUUAAGACACUCAUCAAGAGAAUCACAAACCGGAGCUGUUGUAAAUAUGUUAAUGGAUGAGCAAUUUCCACGAAUCCAUGACUUGAAAGUUUCACAUGAUGAUAAUUAUCUUUUAUUGAUGACCCAUCAGGGUACCAUCAAUGUUUUCAAUAUUUCAAAUUUACCAACAAAUGAUGAAUUAAAAGGGUUAGGUAACUCUGUAUUGUCUAAUCAUUACUUCAAAAUGGAGACUAAGUUAAAAAUAGGGAAAAAUAUAACCUGUAUAUCACUUCCAAUGCCCAGUUGCGAGAACUACCGUAGACUGUCAUCUUUGGUACUAGUAAAUUUGCAACACAAUGAACUUCAGUUGUGGGAUUACAAAGAGAAUAUUUUAAUACAAAAAUAUUUCGGUCAGAAACAAGAGCAAUUUAUCAUUAGAUCGUGCUUUGGUUUUGACAACAAAUUAGUAGUUAGCGGUUCGGAGGAUGGGAAGGUUUAUAUUUGGGAUCGUUUAAAGGGAAACAUUAUUGGCGUACUUAUGGGACACGCAAAUGAUCGUCUUCCAACAAGAUCUGGAAGUAAUGCUAGAAAGUUCAGUAAAAACUGUAAUGUAGUGGGAUGGAGCCCGACUAACAAGUAUAUGUUCGCGUCUGGUGGUGAUGAUGGUUUAAUUAAAAUAUGGAGAGUAAUCAAGGAUUGA